UUAGUUUCGAUCGAUAAGAUAUGUAUUCCGUUACUUUUCCUGCCCAGCAGCUCUGAAGCGUGUGGCAGACAUGCGUAAUCGAUCCCCGUUGACGACUCGGCUUCGAUUUGGGAUCUGUACAUGCUGAUGUGAACACGGAAACGCAAAAAUACGGAUAUAUCUAAAUAUAAAUCUAUAAGAGAAUAGAUCAAACGAAUUAUCCGCAUUAUCCGAGCAGAUCGGUGUGAGAUCCUGCUCAGGAGCUGAGAUAUAAGUGAUCGGAAGAGAGAGGAGACGGUUUUUCCUGGAAGAGAAGGGAUCCUCGCCGUCUUGUUUGCCCAAUGUCCGCGUCCGCAACCACCGGCGCUUCCCCCGCGGCCUCGCCGGGUUCCCGGCUCUCCACCCCGGCCGCAGGGAUGUCGGUGUUCCGCUGGCUGGAGGUGCUGGAGAAAGAGUUCGAUAAGGCGUUCGUGGAUGUGGAUCUGCUGCUCGGAGAGAUUGAUCCGGACCAGGCCGACAUCACGUACGAAGGCCGGCAGAAGAUGACGAGCCUGAGCUCGUGCUUUGCUCAGCUUUGUCAUAAAGCUCAGACUGUCUUUCAGCUCAACCAUAAACUAGAGGCCCAACUGGUGGAUCUAAAGUCGGAGCUGACGGACGUGCAGGCAGAGAAGACCGUGGUGGAGAAGGAGGUUCAUGAGCAGCUGCUCCACCUUCACACUCUGCAGCUGCAGCUCCAUGCCAAAGCAGGACAGACCGUCGACUCCAGCUCCAUUAAAGACAGGAUGCCUGUUGCCUCCGUCGAGGAGAUGGAAAAGGAACUGGAGGCGAGUAAGAGGGAGAAGGUGAAGGAGGUGAAGCUGGAAGCCGAGGUGAGGAUGCUGAAGAAAGAGAAUGAGGCCCUCCGCAGGCACAUCGCAGUACUGCAGGCUGAGGUGUACGGCGCUCGGCUGGCAGCCAAAUACCUGGACAAGGAGCUCGCUGGGAGAGUUCAGCAGAUUCAGUUAUUAGGUCGAGACAUGAAGGGCCCAGCUCACGAUAAACUGUGGAACCAGUUGGAAGCAGAGAUUCAUUUGCAUCGCCACAAAACAGUCAUCCGGGCCUGCAGAGGGCGCAACGACCCAAAGAAGCCCUUGCCAUCACCUGCAGGACAUGAUCCAGACUCUCUGAAGAAGACUCAAGGAGUUGGUCCAAUCCGCAAAGUACUUCUCUCUAAAGAGGACCAUGAGGGGCUCGGGAUCUCGAUCACAGGGGGUAAAGAGCAUGGUGUUCCCAUCCUGAUCUCGGAGAUCCACCCGGCCCAGCCUGCAGAGCGAUGCGGGGGGCUGCACGUGGGAGAUGCCAUAUUAGCCGUUAACAACAUCAACUUGAGGGACGCCAAGCACAAAGAGGCGGUGACCAUCCUCUCCCAGCAGAGGGGCGAGAUCGAGUUCGAGGUGGUGUACGUGGCGCCGGAGGUGGACUCGGAUGACGAGAACGUGGAGUACGAGGACGAGAGCGGGCAUCGCUAUCGGCUCUAUCUGGACGAGCUGGAGGAGGCCGGUAGCCAUGGAAAUGGACAUGCUGAUUCGGCGUCGCUGCAAGUUGUGGAGAAGCAUCUGAUGGCAGAUACAGCCGAGAACGGAGACACGGGCAUCUCCAGCGAGAGCCCUUCUGAGGAGACGCCCUCUAAGACGGCCGAGUCUCUUCAGAACUCCUCAUGAAGAGCCAGGCGAGACAGAAGGAACUCCGGUCCCCCACGUCACAGGGGGAAAAACAAAGACCGUGUAUGAUAGCUGUAAUAUACCAAGAAGUGUGUUUUGUACCGUAUGGACAUGACACCGAUUCAGAGUCCACUGGAGACCACACCGAGAAGAAACAAAGCGAGAACGGCUUCUCACACCGGAGUCGUAUCCAGGGGCGAUGCCUUCUGAGUUAUCGUUUGUGGUCAGAAAAAAUGGCUGCGUUUGGUGUGUAUUUACAGAGAAACAGCUCCAGAUUCAUGGGAUAAUGUGACGGGUGUAUUUUUCUUUUCUUUUUUUUCUUUUUUUUUUAUUAUAUAUAUCCUUUGUGUGCAGUUACUGAUCCCCCCCCAGCAGGUGAAUUAGACCUGAGCUCUAACGCUGUACUGGGGUAUUAAUAAAAAUAAUCUAAUCUCUUCUUUCUGUAAAUGAAUCGGAUAUAACAUUGGAGGUUAGCAUACGGCAUCUAAUCAUGGUUGUGUGUAAGGGUCAAUCCGUCUCAAAUCGCUAGAUCUUUAAAAAAAACUGAGCAUCUCAGAUUUGCUUUGUAUUUUCUAGGAAAUAAUGUAAUUCUCGAAAGAAAUAUUGGGCAAAGAUUCAGGCUUGUAGAUGUAGAAGUAAAAAAAGGGGGACAUGGCCCUGUAAAAUCCAGUGCUACAUUUAAGGUCCAUAUGUUUUAAAUAAUUCAUGCAUAAUAUUCAGGGACCGUAGUGUAAUAUUUGAACUUCUAAAACAGAAGGUCCCAUGAUGAAUAUUUGCAAGAUUCAAUCUUUCAAAGAUUUCAAUUUCCUCCAUCCAGCCUGAAUAGUCCAAGGGAAACUUGAAGAGCUUUUACAGGACCACGGCCCCUUUUAAUGCAUCUUUAUCUCUGCAAUCAAAAAUCGACGGUUAUUUGGGAGGCUUCUGGUGAUUUCAUGAUGAUUUUCCUGUUUUGUACAUGUCAUUUUUAGCGUCUUCCUGGUGUCGUUUCCACUUGUGGUAGGGUUUGGUGUAAUGUUAUGAUUCAGAUCAUCUGAGGGAUUGUGUGAAAUGUAUUUACUUUAUUAUCCAGGGUAAGAGGGAUUUGUCCUGCUGAGUGAGUAUGCACUUAAAUUCAUUUCCAAGAAAAAAAGAAAUGACUUUGCAGUGAA
This is a messenger RNA of Silurus meridionalis, 2827 nucleotides long. RefSeq names its product golgi-associated PDZ and coiled-coil motif containing (gene gopc). Gene Ontology annotation, molecular function: transmembrane transporter binding. The record is from RefSeq and is a predicted model, not a curated record. NCBI's taxonomy places the organism in Eukaryota, Metazoa, Chordata, Actinopteri, Siluriformes, Siluridae. Gene Ontology annotation, biological process: negative regulation of protein localization to cell surface. The coding region runs from base 321 to 1679 and encodes 452 amino acids. The transcript is spliced from 9 exons. Gene Ontology annotation, cellular component: Golgi apparatus; trans-Golgi network transport vesicle; membrane.